Messenger RNA from Alnus glutinosa, 1993 nucleotides. RefSeq lists its product as uncharacterized. NCBI's taxonomy places the organism in Eukaryota, Viridiplantae, Streptophyta, Magnoliopsida, Fagales, Betulaceae. The transcript is spliced from 10 exons. Gene Ontology annotation, biological process: protein histidyl modification to diphthamide. Gene Ontology annotation, molecular function: 2-(3-amino-3-carboxypropyl)histidine synthase activity. Bases 51 to 1574 code for a protein of 507 amino acids. The record is from RefSeq and is a predicted model, not a curated record.
UUUCGCGGUGCAGACCAGAGAGAAGAGGCAGCUGGCUUUAUGCUUCGCCCAUGGACUUGGAAUCUAAUUACGAAAUUGCCCGCACCGCCGAGUUUAUUCACUCUCGGAACUUCACCAGAGUUGCUUUACAGUUCCCAGAUGAGCUAUUGAAGGAUUCAACGCUUGUGGUGAGAGCUCUGCGCGAGCAACUUCGGUCGCUGAGAAAAUGUGAUGCUGAUCAGAAUGGAGGCAACAAAGAUGUUAGAUUGUUUGUAAUGGCGGACACAACAUUCGGUAGUUGCUGCGUCGAUGAGGUCGGAGCAUUGCACGCUAGUGCUGAGUGUGUUAUACAUUAUGGGCAUACGUGUCUCAGCCCGACGACGACUCUUCCAGCAUUCUCUGUCUUUGGAAAGGCUUCCAUUAGUGUAGCUGAUUGUGUUGAAAAUAUUUCAAAUUAUGCUUUGACCAAUGGCAAGCGUAUCCUGGUCCUUUAUGGGCUGGAAUAUUCAUAUUCAAUAAAGAAUGUUAGAGAAGCACUGGUAGAUGCAUUGAGGUUGCCUGAAUCCAAAUCUGAAUUAGGAGUCCAUCUUGCUGAUGUUCUGAGCUCAGUUACUAAUCCAUCUGAUGAUAAUAAAAGCUCCAAUGGGCUUGGGGGACCAGCUGGUGACUGUACUGAAGAUAAAACUUUUGGGAUGGCACCCGGCAGUAGUUAUAGUAUUGGAGGCUUGAUCUGGACAUUGCCUGAUGGACACAGGAUGGAGGACUACUUGCUUUUUUGGAUUGGUUCUGACAAUUCAGCGUUUGCAAAUGUCGUGCUGACAUUUAAUGGCUGUGAUAUAGUCAGAUAUGAUGCAACAAAGAAAUGUUUGGUGACGGAUGUAUCUCAACAGAAAAGGAUUCUUAAGCGUAGAUAUUUCCUGGUUGAAAAAGCAAAGGAUGCUAAUAUUGUUGGGAUUUUGGUGGGAACUCUUUGUGUAGCUGGUUACCAACAUAUGAUUCAUCAAAUGAAAGAGCUGAUCACUGGAUCUGGGAAAAAGGCCUAUACUUUUGUUAUGGGCAGACCAAACCCUGCAAAACUUGCAAACUUUCCUGAGUGCAAUGUUUUCAUUUAUGUCUCUUGUGCCCAAACUGCUCUUCUGGAUAGCAAGGAGUAUUUAGCUCCAGUUAUUACUCCAUUUGAAGCCAUGCUAGCUUUCAACAGAGGAAGUCAGUGGACAGGAGCAUAUGUCAUGGAAUUCCGGGAUUUGAUUACUUCAUGUCCAGUGGAAGUAAACCAGCCGGAAGAAGCACGAUUUUCCUUUUUGUCUGGUGGAUAUGUGGAAGAUGUUGACCUCCAAGAAGAAGAGAAUGAUAAGGAAGACAAUGAGGGAGCUCUUGCUUUAGCCAAUGCAACACAGAAGGUUCUGCGAUUGCGUGAUGACCCAAAGUCUUUAAUCAAAGGAACAGCUAGAUCUGGGCCCGAGUAUUUUGCAUCCCGAUCUUAUCAAGGUCUAGAUAUGCACUGCAACAAUUCCUUGCCUGAAUCAUAUUUAACUGGGAGGAGUGGGAGGGCAUCAGGAUAUCGGGAUGAGAAAGGUAAACAUGAGGAAAAGUAAUGCUCUUUAAUAGACUUUUGUAUAACUACCAUACAACUUGAUGACAUGCCAAUAAAAAUCAACCCUUAGAUCAGUACUUGUUAGAAAAAGUUGAGGAGCAGGUACAUGGGAAGAAGGUUGAUAGGACAAGGGGAAGAGUGUUAUUGGCAAAAAAUCUCCCUUGCUGGUUUUGAAUAGGCAAGCUAGUCUACUUUGGCAAGCAAACGGGUACUCAUUUUGACUGAAACUACUUGAAGAUAUUCGUCAGCCAAGCAGCAGUUACAUAGUUGAAGCUAUGUAUGCAUGGUUUUUGUGAAUUUUUUUGAAAGUUGGUGCAACUUCGGCCUCGGAUUUUUGUUUGAGGAUUAGUGUAAAUGUCGGAUUACUUCCAUGAUGUAAGAUUUAUUACUUCUCAUUUAUGUUAUUUUGCUAUUACUUCA